Gaeumannomyces tritici R3-111a-1 is the source of this 3932-nucleotide messenger RNA. RefSeq lists its product as hypothetical. Lineage: Eukaryota; Fungi; Ascomycota; Sordariomycetes; Magnaporthales; Magnaporthaceae. The transcript is spliced from 5 exons. The record is from RefSeq and is a predicted model, not a curated record. Gene Ontology annotation, cellular component: cytoplasm. The coding region runs from base 274 to 2943 and encodes 889 amino acids.
UUGCCUUUUUCUGCAGGUGCGCCCAUCGCUCUUGUCUCGGCUGGUGAUGCUCAUGUGCUCUCGGCCCAGAGCUGCAACAACACCAAGACUCUGCCAGGCAUGCCAAACACCUGCCCGCCACCCUCUCGCCCGCUCUCGCAUCGCGGCCUGCUCGCCGCCGUCUGCCACCUCCAGCUGUAGCCUCAUUCAAUCAACCUCGCGCAACAGACCAGCCUUGCUUCUCCUGCCGCCGACCUCUGCCAGCCCGCGCUGCCGCAGAGCAAGCCGGUCACCAUGGUCAAGGCAGACUACAACCGCGACUACUACGCGGACCUGGAUCUGCCCCAGACCGCCGACGUCAACGAUGUCAAGAAACAAUUUAGGAAGCUCGCCCUCAAGUACCAUCCCGAUCGCAACCCCGGCCGCGAGUCUGAGGUCAAUUCCAAGUUUCAGACCAUCCAGACGGCCCACGAGAUUCUCGCCAGCCCCGAGUCCAAGGCCAAGUACGAUGCGAACCGUGCUCGGUCUGGUCGCUUCCCGACCUCGUCUGGCGUGCGGGGCAACCCGUGGCAGGAUAUCGGCAAGGACUUCCCUCCGCCGCCCCAGCGCAACACCGCCAACAACCACCGGUCCAACACAUCGAGCCGCUCCAGCGCCUCGGCCGCACGAUAUGCCAAAUUUCCCAUGAACACCCCGCCGCCACCGCCUCCCAGACCCCAAGACAACGACGACGCCAAGUCGAGGGCUGAGGCCUUCGAGUCGAUGCGGUUUCACGGGCGGAAGCCUGCGCCCACCGCGCCACAGCCGAACUCGUCCGCCGGCGCCUCCCGGCCAAGGCCACCGCCCCCGCCCCCGGACCCACGAACCGCCUACACGGCGUCGCAGCAGAAGAAGGCCGAGGCCUCGUUCGGCACCAGGACCCCCCGCGCGUCGCGGUCCGGCUUCGUGCCCGGCUCUCCCAUGGGCGACGAGGCGCCCGUGUCGAGCAAGCACUACGCCACCAAGCGCCACACCAGUCUCUUCGAGGACACGGCGUCGGCGUACCAGAAGCCGCAGGCGUCUGCACCUUCGUCUGACCAAGACGACGGCGGGCCCCGUCCAUUCCUGGACCCUAGGAGCAGUCCCUACGGCGGCGUUCGUGGCGAGAAGUUCGACCCGUUCAGCGGGGCGAAGCUCGGACGGGCCGGGAGCACCCGCGAGAUCCCUCGCAAGCCCGUCGGCGGCGACGCGGAUGCGUUUGGGGGAACGUCACACCGGCAGCGCAGCUUCAGCGUCUCGGGCGAUGCCGACAGCCCGUCCAAGGGUGCCGAGGGCCGGCGGGGGAGCGAAGCUAACCCGGGUAAGGCCUAUCACGCCAAUACCUCUGCUCGGAUGCCGUCGAGCCCGACCCCCUCCCGGUUCGGGGAGCGAUACACCCCGAAGCCACCUUUUCAAGGUGGCGAUGACGCGAGCUCGUCAGGAACCAGUGCUGCGGCCAACCUCGGCAGCGACAAAGCAAACAAUGCCACCGGCAGGACGAAUGGUGGACAGCCCAACGUCUACCCGACGCCGGGCCACCGAAGCGCCGAGUCCCUCACUCCGAACGCGAACGAGAGCCGGUUUAUGCGGAACAGUGCAGAUAACAUCAACACUAGGUUUGUUGCUGAGGAGCACACGAAUGCUAACUGGCAGUUCAACGCCGGAAACGAGAUGGGCGACGAGAACGGCCCUCGGCGGUCACAGUCACAGUCUGCAAACCGCGGUAGACGAUCACCUCCCAAGAACAGGCCGCAGUCGCGAUCCACUGGCAUGGCCACUGCGGCUGCGGCUGCGGCUGCGGCAGCUGCUGGCAUGGCUGCAGAAGCCUUCAUGAACUCGGACACCGACCCCGCCAGCGGCGGAUCGACCGACGCUCAGCAACAGCAGCAGAAGGACCAACAUAGGUUUGAUGCCGACCAGUGGAGGGAGAAGAUCGGCUCGGAGCACUUUGUGCCAGUGGCCCCGCCUCGAAGCGCGACAUCACCGACACGGGGUAACCGCAUGCCCAUGGGCAAGAGGAGGGCCAAGGUCCACAUGACCAAGGGAGGAUCUGCUAGCCUGAUGGACGACGACGAAACCACCAGCGGCGAGGAGAAGGCAACAGGGGCGCCUCUCAACGGCGGCGGGACGGACAGCGACAAUGCUAUGGACAUUGACACGCCCAUGGGAGAUGCUUCGCCGAUGCCCCAGGUCAACGGCGUCCGUGGCGUGCCGCUUGAGCCGUCGCGCCCCGAGUGGAGGGCGGGAGACGCGAACGGGUUCGCGGGAGCCUCGCCCGGAUCGGGUGCCAGCCCGACCCCAGGCAUCGGACUUGGUCUCAACAUUGGCGGUCCAUCCGGUGUGCCGCCGCUGCCACCCAAGAUCCCCGUCAACGAGCAGACCCGGUUCAACACUAGCAAUGCUGCCGGGUCCGAGGACACGGAUGAUCUGGGCGCCAACUUUGCCGACCUCAAGAACGUCGAGCCGCUUGCGCAGCGGCCGUCAGGCCUGGGCUCGUUUGAAGAUCUCAAGACAACGCUGCCGUUCGAGAGCCAGGCGGCAGCGACCCCGCCCUUGGACAGACCCCACGUGAGGCCGCCGAGCAAGAUCAGCUUCCCUAGGCCGCCCAUGCACCCGCGGCCACCGACAGCAUUUGGUAUCCCUUCCAUGACGCCGAACAGGGCGGCCUGGGACAAGUACGUCGCCGAGUUCGAGGUCUACCUGCGCGAGUGGGACGUGGUCGACGCCCAGUUCCUGGACCACAUGAUAGUGCGGCAGGGCAACCUAAAGAAGCUGAAGCAGUAUGGCUGGUCCCCGGUGGCCAGCGACGAGGGCAUGGAGAAAUACUACACAUGGCUCGAGGAAGACAAGCAAGUGCACGAGAAGUGGACGGCUUACAGCAAUGAACACCACCGUCGCGUCCGCGAGUUCAUGGCGCACAAGGACAAGAUGAAGGCGUCGUCUUGAUCCUGUCGAGCGGGCCUCUCUAGAGGACCUGGCUGAGCAUCAGCACUCUCCCGCGCACCGUCUGCCCUACACUCUACUCUAAUUUCUCUUGACCGGAUGCGGCCAAGCUCACGUCUGUACAGCGAGAUACCCCCCAGGCUACGAUCAGUACCCCACAAUAUGUUUUUGAAUUUCAUGUCUGGAUACCAGGCUCCUCGCCUAUCUCUAUCUAUCAUUUGCCUGUCUCCCAGAAGCGCGAACAGGCUCCUCGGUUUUGAAGAAGUCGCAGUCGCCCAAACACCGUCAGUAAUAGCUGGCCAGCACGAACAGACAGACGGCACGGCUUUUUUUUUCAUAGCUACUCUGUGCCUCUCCUCGUCUUGUCGCGAUGCUUUGAUUUAAUUUUCACCUGCAUCUCUGGCCCUCACAGACUCAUCUCGUUGUCGAAUUGGGGGCUCAAUUCUGGUGGCGAGAUGGGACUUGGCAACAUGAAACGCGACGGCACAUUACUUUGUGGGAGAGUCAUUCUCUAUUCUCUGUUCUCUUUUAGCUUUCUCCACGACUAUUGCUCACUUCUUCUCUCCAUCUCAUCUUACUCGGGGGUGUUUCCUGAAGGGCCAGCCACUGCUACUCGAGAUGAGCUUUUUUUUUUUUUCUAUUCUUUUUUACAACUGUUUAGAAUAUCCAUGCGAUGCUUUUAUUUACCCUCCUUAUUCCCAUACUUCUUUAGAUCACGACAGGCGGCAGGGCCACACUUUUGCGGAGGGGUGGAACAUCAACAGGCGGGCGCGGGCAUCGGCGAGGCGUUUUUUUUACCGGAACGGGAAAGGGUUUCAACUCUAUGGUAAACCAUUAUCCAUCUACCUCUAUGGUAGACCAUUAUCCAUCUACUUUUGCAUCACUGGCUGGCUGCUGCCACCCAUAAAGUCGAGCCUGCUUGCCCAAACGAGCCGUCUACGGGCGGCAGUAGCUUGAUGUUGAGAAUUGCAAUCCAGACCUGCCAUGACCGC